AUGAAAGUGACGCCCGGCAGGCCAGCAGAACGCUGCACCAGAGAGUAUUCGGCCCUUGAGAAGGCUGUCACUGAGUCGGAAAAGUUUGCAGAAUCCUUUGGAUCUGACUUGGCCGCAUUCUGUUAUCCGUUUGAAAAUAACGUCGACUUCGUCGAUACCCCUGCAGAAGAAACCGAGGGAAGUCCAUUGGAGUCUGACGAUGAAGGGAGCCCAUCAGUGCCCCCAACACCUCCAUCGACCCCGAUGAACAAGCCUGAGAGACCUGAAGGCGGAGCGGCUCUACGAGGGCCUCCGCGAGACCAACGGCCUGCAGUGGUCUCACGGAGGGCUUGGCACAAGUUGAGGAGAUUGGUCGAGCGCCAAGAAAAAGAAGUCGAGGAGAAGGAGAAAGCCAAGCUCUGUGACGAAGUAACUGGUCGGCGGGAUCAGAGCCGCGAAGCGGAGGAAGCACGACAUGAACUUUGCGGCCACCGUGGGGAAGAAGCCCAACUCUCGCCUUUAGAAGAAAGCGCUACGGAAACUCUCCAGCGUAGUUCCAGCUCAAGUGAACCAUGGUCAGAACAGGAAGGCCACUCAACGAACAUUCAGCAAGACAUGGACAGGUCGUCAGAACAGGAAAGCCACUCAACGAGCAUUCAGCAAGAAACGGAAGCCGACGAGCUGCAAAAAGAAGAGGAAAUGUCUUUUGGAACCCCUUCCACCAGCAAGGGUGCUGUGAAUUUAGAAGGCGACCAGUUGAAGGAGCAAGAGGAGGAAAAGCCUGCUGGUAAAGCUGCUAUCCCCCUCAAGAGUGGUGUGAGCAGGGCAGGCGAUAAGCUGCACAGAGCAAACGAAGAGCUUCGUAAAGCCCCCAAAACUCGCAAGAGUACUGUGAGCUGGCACCCUGUGGCAGAGGUGGUGACUGUUGAGGCUGGAAGCCCAACGACGCAAUUUCCAAUUACGAGAACCACUGCAGAUCUCGCGGAGAAGUCUACUCUGCGGUCGUGUAGACGAAUGAGGGAUCGAGCGAAUGUGGAACUAAGCAGUAACUCCAGCAGCUCCACAGCCCCCUUUAAGUAA
Messenger RNA from Eimeria acervulina, 1059 nucleotides. RefSeq lists its product as hypothetical. Lineage: Eukaryota; Apicomplexa; Conoidasida; Eucoccidiorida; Eimeriidae. The record is from RefSeq and is a predicted model, not a curated record. The coding region runs from base 1 to 1059 and encodes 352 amino acids. The transcript has a single exon.